Molecule: messenger RNA, 2872 nt
Organism: Pangasianodon hypophthalmus (striped catfish)
Lineage: Eukaryota; Metazoa; Chordata; Actinopteri; Siluriformes; Pangasiidae
Product: elongation factor 2
Exons: 13
Coding region: 151-2727 (858 amino acids)
Biological process (GO): translational elongation
Cellular component (GO): ribonucleoprotein complex; cytosol
Molecular function (GO): translation elongation factor activity; ribosome binding; GTP binding
Source: RefSeq, a predicted model, not a curated record
CGCCACGCAACAUUACGCGUGACGCACACACGCUAUAUAUUCCUACGUGUUGACGUCAACAGUCUCUUCCCUGCCUAUGCCCUGUUGAGGUAGGCAGUGUAAAAUUUGUGUCUGCUUCUCCACACAGCGAAUCCAACAACAUCCGUCAAAAUGGUGAACUUCACCGUAGACCAGAUCCGUGCCAUCAUGGACAAAAAGUCCAACAUCCGUAACAUGUCUGUGAUUGCCCAUGUGGACCAUGGCAAAUCCACUUUGACUGACUCGCUGGUGUCUAAGGCUGGUAUCAUCGCUUCAGCCCGUGCAGGAGAAACCCGUUUUACUGACACAAGAAAGGAUGAGCAGGAGCGUUGCAUUACCAUCAAAUCCACUGCCAUCUCAAUGUACUAUGAGCUCACUGACAACGACUUGGCCUUCAUCAAGCAGUGCAAGGACGGCUCUGGCUUUCUGAUCAAUCUGAUUGACUCCCCUGGGCACGUCGACUUCUCCUCUGAGGUGACCGCUGCCUUGCGUGUCACUGAUGGAGCCUUGGUGGUGGUUGACUGCGUGUCUGGCGUGUGUGUGCAGACCGAGACUGUGCUGAGGCAGGCUAUUGGUGAGAGGAUUAAGCCUGUGCUGAUGAUGAACAAGAUGGACCGUGCCUUGCUGGAGCUGCAGCUGGACCCAGAGGAGCUGUAUCAGACCUUCCAGCGUAUUGUGGAGAACGUCAACGUAAUCAUUUCCACCUACGGAGAGGACGAGAAUGGACCUAUGGGUAACAUCAUGAUUGACCCAGUUGUUGGUACUGUGGGAUUUGGGUCUGGACUGCAUGGUUGGGCCUUCACCCUUAAGCAGUUUGCUGAGAUGUAUGUGAUGAAGUUUGCUGCCAAGGGUGAUGCCCAGCUUGGACCAGCAGAGCGCUGCAAGAAAGUGGAGGACAUGAUGAAGAAACUGUGGGGUGACAGAUAUUUUGACCCAGCAACUGGAAAAUUCAGCAAGAGCGCUACUAGUCCUGAUGGCAAGAAGCUCCCCAGGACCUUCGCUCAGCUCAUCCUGGACCCCAUCUUCAAAGUUUUUGAUGCCAUCAUGAACUUCAAGAAGGAAGAGACAGCUAAGCUGAUUGAGAAGUUGGACAUCAAGCUGGACACUGAGGACAAGGAGAAGGAAGGCAAGCCCCUGCUGAAGGCUGUAAUGCGUCGCUGGCUGCCUGCUGGAGAGGCCCUGCUUCAGAUGAUUACCAUCCACCUGCCUUCCCCUGUCACUGCUCAGAAAUACCGUUGUGAGCUGCUGUAUGAAGGACCUGGUGAUGACGAGGCUGCUAUGGGUAUUAAGAACUGCGACCCCAAAGCUCCCCUUAUGAUGUACAUCUCUAAGAUGGUGCCCACUUCUGACAAGGGUCGUUUCUAUGCCUUUGGGCGUGUCUUCUCUGGCUGUGUGUCCACUGGCCUGAAGGUGCGCAUUAUGGGACCAAAUUACACCCCUGGAAAGAAGGAGGACCUUUACCUCAAACCCAUUCAGAGGACCAUUUUGAUGAUGGGCCGUUACGUUGAGCCUAUUGAGGAUGUGCCCUGUGGUAACAUCGUGGGUCUGGUUGGUGUGGACCAGUUUUUGGUGAAGACCGGGACCAUUACCACCUUUGAACAGGCCCAUAACAUGCGUGUGAUGAAGUUCAGCGUCAGCCCUGUGGUGAGAGUUGCUGUGGAGGCCAAGAACCCUGCUGAUCUGCCCAAGCUGGUGGAGGGUCUGAAACGUCUGGCAAAGUCUGACCCUAUGGUACAGUGUAUCAUUGAGGAGUCUGGAGAGCACAUCAUCGCUGGAGCUGGUGAGCUGCAUCUUGAGAUCUGCCUGAAGGAUCUUGAAGAGGACCAUGCCUGCAUUCCACUGAAGAAAUCCGACCCAGUUGUAUCCUACAGAGAGACAGUGUCAGAUGAGUCCAAACAAAUGUGCCUGUCCAAGUCCCCCAACAAGCACAACCGUCUGUUCAUGAAGGCCCGUCCCCUGGCUGAAGGUCUGCCUGAGGAUAUUGAUAAGGGUGAUGUCGCAGCUAGGCAGGAGCUGAAGGCACGUGCCCGUUACCUGGCUGAGAAGUACGAGUGGGAGGUGACUGAGGCCCGUAAAAUCUGGUGCUUCGGCCCUGAUGGAACUGGCCCCAACGUCCUUGUGGACGUAACCAAGGGAGUGCAGUACCUCAAUGAGAUCAAGGACAGUGUGGUGGCUGGCUUCCAGUGGGCCACCAAGGAGGGUGUGCUUUGUGAGGAGAACAUGCGUGGCAUUCGCUUCGACAUCCAUGAUGUUACACUUCACACAGACGCCAUUCACCGUGGUGGUGGCCAGAUCAUUCCCACAGCCCGCAGAGUGCUUUACGCCUGCCAGCUGACAGCCGAGCCCAGGCUCCUUGAGCCUGUCUACUUGGUGGAGAUCCAGUGCCCUGAGGCGGUUGUUGGUGGCAUCUAUGGUGUGCUGAACAGGAAGAGAGGCCUGGUGUUUGAAGAGUCUCAGGUCAUGGGAACUCCUAUGUUUGUGGUCAAGGCUUACCUUCCUGUCAAUGAAUCUUUUGGCUUCACCGCUGACCUUCGUUCCAACACCUCUGGUCAGGCCUUCCCACAGUGUGUGUUCGAUCACUGGCAGAUCCUUCCUGGAGAUCCCAUGGAACCCGCCAGCAAGCCUGCUCAGAUCGUGGCUGAUACACGCAAGCGCAAGGGUCUCAAGGAAGGAAUUCCAGCUCUGGAUAACUACUUGGACAAAUUGUAAAGCUCCUGUCCCAUUCAUCGCUCCCCUGCCUCCCCUCACCUUCCUACUGAGGGACUGGACUGUACAGAACAUCAUGAGCACUAUUGCUUGCCAAAAACAUGUUGACAACAUAAACUUAAACAUUAAUAAAGAACAAUACAAAUUA